GAGGGCUGAAUUGUCGGGAUACCGAACUAGACCACGUCAAUAUAACUGUAUGCAACUUUUACUUUGCUUGUUCAGCUUCAAAUGACAUUCAUUUAGUGUUUUGGAAAAGAGCGAAAAGGAGUUAGGGGGUGCUUAGCAGGAUAACAGCUGUCUGGAAUUAGAAUUUUUUUUCCAUUUGAUAAUUGUACUAUGUCACAAAUUUCGAAGAUAGACAUCGAACACCCAAGGUAUGACCAAGGCACAUUUAUAGGACGGGCAAAACAUUUCUUCAUCACCACAAACCCCCUGAAUGUACUGGCAACAGAAGCACAGCUUGAUCAUGCGCAGGACAUUGUGGAAAAAUACAGGAGAAAAGAGGAAAUUCCGGGUUUGACAGAGGAUCAAUUAUGGAAAGCCAAACAGUUAUAUGAUUCAGCUUUCCACCCAGACACACAUGAGAAAAUGCUUCUGAUUGGUAGAAUGUCUGCCCAAGUACCAAUGAACAUGACUAUUACUGGGUGUAUGAUGACAUUUUACAAGACCACUCCUGCAGUAGUGUUUUGGCAGUGGUUUAACCAGACGUUUAAUGCUGUUGUAAACUACACCAACAGAAGUGGAGACCACCCUAUACCUCUCAAACAUCUAGGUAUGUCCUAUGCUUUAGCUACCACAGGAGCAGUUGGAACAGCCUUAACUAUCAACAACAUGGUUAAGAAAUUCCCUCCUCUGAUUGGUCGAUUUGUACCAUUCACAGCAGUGGCAGCAGCCAACUGUAUCAAUAUCCCCAGUAUGAGAAGCAGAGAACUUAUGAAUGGAAUACCAGUAUUUGACGAAAAUGGCAACCGUUUGGGAGAAUCUAAGAUGGCUGCCAGAAGUGCCAUAUUUCAGGUGGUGGUAUCCAGAAUUUUAAUGGCAACUCCAGGAAUGAUGAUUCCACCCUUUAUAAUGAAUCAAAUGGAUAAGAAAAGUUUUAUGAAGAGAAUGCCGUGGCUGAAUGCACCUGUUCAGGUUCUUCUAGUGGGAUUUUUCUUAGUUUUUGCAACGCCCCUAUGCUGUGCAUUGUUCCCACAGAAAAGUUCCUUAGCUGUUAGUCACUUAGAGACAGAAGUCCGGGAGAAAAUUCAGGCCAUGCCAAACCCACCAGAGAGAGUUUACUUCAACAAGGGUUUAUGAGGAUUCAACAUUCUACUAUUACUACUUAAAGUGAAGUUCAGGGGACCAGCUGGUUAUUUUCAAUAUAUCCAAAGUUCAAAAUAAAUUGAGUUGAUCUCUUUUCAUCCAUUUUGGAAAAAUGGACUGUUGAUUUUUUAAUUUUUCAUCUAAAUGUGUAAGUGUACUUAUAAGUAUAUUCCUACACAUACAUGUAAGCAAUUCCAACCUUUCUAAUGUGUAGUACAAAGAACUGCCCUCAGUCUACAUAUCAACAUGAAGGAUUACAGACUCAGAAGAAAUAUCAUAAAGCAAAUGUACGAAACUUUUUAUACCCAGGGACUAGUGACAGUAUGGAACUUUUUAUACCCAGGGACUAAAGUGACAGGCUGUUUCUAUCUCCUCCAACAGUUUUCAGUCUAAGACUUUAAUUACAAUCACAAAAGUCUUAGAGCUUAUUGUCUGGAAUUUAUUUUCAACAGAAAAUUACAGCUUCCUUUAUAGACUAUUUAUAAAUUGAUUAUUAUGAACAACUUGUCAUUUUAUGAAAGAAAACUACUCUUUUAAGUUAUAUUUAUUUCUUACAGGCCUGGUCACAAGCAUUCAGUAUUAUACAACCAUCAAAUAAAUACUCCAUAACUUAAGGUAUAGUUUUAAUGUAUGAUAGACUGUUGAACUUGGGAAGUUUUUUAGUGAAAUGAUGCAUUUCAGUGAACUUGAGUUGGGUUUUUUUUUUGUGGCUUUGCACAAAUGACUGGAAUGGAUGUGGAAGUUUUUUAUAUAUAUAUAGUUUUUGGAAUUUUACCACGUUUUGCAUUUAUUUAUAGCCUUCACAUUUUCAUUUUACCUCCUGUAACUUUGAAAAAGAUCAUUAGAAAAACAACAAAACAUAAAAUUGUCCUACAUAAUAGAGUAUGGGGGCAUUAAAUGUCUCCCAGAAACACAUAUGAAGUUGUAUUUCAACAUCAUUAUAAUGUUUUAUACACCUCAUUUAAAUCAACUACAGGGCAUCAUCUUUGCUUAGGUCUUAUGAAAAUUUGCUGUGAAUUUUGUGGAUUUAACCACUGGUUAUUGUGUGAUAAACAAUGUUUUAAGAAUAAUGUUUUAAUAUUAAAACAUAUAUUGUGCACAUAA
Messenger RNA from Ostrea edulis (European flat oyster), 2262 nucleotides. Its product is annotated as sideroflexin-1-like. The transcript is spliced from 11 exons. Lineage: Eukaryota; Metazoa; Mollusca; Bivalvia; Ostreida; Ostreidae. Gene Ontology annotation, cellular component: mitochondrial inner membrane. Gene Ontology annotation, biological process: serine import into mitochondrion; monoatomic ion transport. The record is from RefSeq and is a predicted model, not a curated record. The coding region runs from base 190 to 1152 and encodes 320 amino acids. Gene Ontology annotation, molecular function: monoatomic ion transmembrane transporter activity.